AUUUAGAUGAGACUAUAUUUACAAAAUAGUGUUUUUUUAAAUAUAAUAUAUUUCAGUUAAGGGUUUUAAAUUUUACCACAAAAAAAUAACAACCAAAAAAUGCUACAUAAAAUAUAGUAUUGUUUAAUUUGAUUUAUAUAAAAAAUAAAUGUUUAUUAUUUACAGAAUUGGGCUAUACAAUAUAUAAUUCCGAAAUGAUUUACCCAUCAUUAAAAUUAAUCUGGCCCAUAUUAAUAUUAUCUUCAAUGUCAAUUAAUCCGGAAAAAAGUUUGUUAUAUUCUGUGCUAAUAAAAAAGUAAAGAAUUUUAUUUUGCUUUCUCCUUACCUUCGAUAUGUGGCUGCCUCUCUCUAUUUCUUAACUCUUCGUCAAAAACGCACGUGUGGAGAUUCCUUCAAAAACCUAAGUCAAAUACAGAAUCUGAACUACUUUGACUUCAUGUUCACUCUCAAUCUAUUUGUAAAUACCAUUGAUCUGUUGAAUUAAAGGUAUAAAUCAUGUACAACGACUCAGCUGGAGCACGGAUCAAGCUUUCAAAUUUCAUGUAGAAGAUCUGUUUUGGUCAAACUCACCUCCUAACACACAUGCUUCAGAGGAGAAGAUGAUCAUAGAACAUCCAAGAAUAUUAGAGAUAGUCGCAGUCGACCUGCAAAGAUAAGUUUUUAAUUACAAUCAGUUUCUGGUUUUCGAUGAUCUUGAGGUUUGGUUUUAAUUCUUGUAUAUUGAUUUGUAGGUAUAAAUCAUGUACAACGACUCAGCUGGAGCACGGAUCAAGCUUUCAAAUUUCAUGUAGAAGAUCUGUUUUGGUCAAACUCACCUCCUAACACACAUGCUUCAGAGGAGAAGAUGAUCAUAGAACAUCCAAGAAUAUUAUAGAUAGUCGCAGUCGACCUGCAAAGAUAAGUUUAAUGUUAAAACAUCAAUUUCUUAUGUGGCUUCAAAUAUCUUAACUUUAAACAGAUCAGUAUUGUGGUGAUUACAAUUGAAUCGCUCUUUUCUUGUGCUCAUGUAAGGGACAUGAUAGUAAAAAUCGACACAAUAUUCAGUUCAUAUGAAGCUCUAAGGUCUCAGCUAUACCUUAAAAUACUGAAGUGAUUUGCGAGAAAAAAAGAAGAGUCUACAUAUAUUACAAUCACGCUUAUGAGAUUUGAUCACUGAGAUGUAUUGAUUUCUUGUUUGUUUUAUAUUUAAAUAUAUUAACUAUGAGAGAUCAUUGUAGAUUGGAGACUAAUUGGUAGAUUGAAACAUUCAACCAGCAAUGAAAGCAGAGGAUGAUCAAUAUGAUUCAGUAUUGGUUGAGAAUCGAUAUAUAUAUAUAUAUAUAUAGUGAAAGAAAAUGUAUUUUACAGUUUCGUCUACCAGAACACCCUCAAGAGUAUCUCCUCCAAAACUGUUGUUUUGUUUCCAAGAAAGAAGCAAUUUUAGAGUUAGACGCCAUUCGUCUUUGUAAGGUUUGAUAUCCUCACAAUUUUCUUUCGUUUGACAUGUUUGCCGUGAGAGCUUGAUGGAAAUACCUAAUUCUACACUCAAUAUAUAUAUAUAUAUAUAUAUAUAUAUAUGGGUGAAUAAUCUAGGUUAAAUUGUAUAUAUGGCGAGAAUAUACCGUAAUAUAUGCUAUUCAAUCUUAGAUAUUGUUAAAAUUGUGUGCGCACUAUAUGGUACAUAAUUAGGGAAGUUAUAUUCAAUUGUUGGUGAUUUUAAGAAUAUCUUGCUAAGCAAUGUUAUAGAACAAAAUAGAUGAGAUCGUAAUAUAUGCUAAUCAAUAUUAGAUAUUUUUAAAAUUCCAUGCAAAGAAAUUGCUUCAAAUUAGGGAAAGUAUAUUUAAUUGGGUUGUGGCUUUUACGUGGGAAGAAAGAAUUGAUACAAAGAGGAGGUCUUUUUUUAUUUGUUAGAGGAAAAGCAUAUUUAAUUGGAUUGUGGCUUUUACAUGGGAAAAAGAGUUGAUACAAAGAGAAGGUAUUUUUAUUUGUUAGAUCGCAUAAGAUAUUUACGGAAUAUUUUUUUUAAAAAGACUGCGCAAUUGUCGAUAACCACUUUUUAAUUUAAACCGAUGGCCAAACAACAUUAUACUCCUUUUUUUUAUAGAUAUCCAAAUUUACAAACAAUACUUUUUUUUAUAGAUAUCUAAGUUUCCAAACAAUCCUAAUUUGUACUUGAGUUUUAAUAAGAUAGAUGAUACCCACUCAAGUUUUCCCUUUAGAGCUGCUCUUAGACUAUUUUAUAGGUUACUAAGCUUGUGAUUGACUUUAAUCUACACCAGAUAAGCUUUCUAGUGAAAGUUUAGUCCAGGUGAGAGCGCUGUCUUUCCCAAGAUAUAGCGACACUAUCGUGAACUGAAUAAAUUUCUUGAGUAUUUUAGAUUCGAUCGUAUUGACAACAAUAAAUAAGAACUUGAACCCCGUAACCACAAAAAAAACUGUGACUUUUAGUUAAAUUUUUAGUCAGGGGAAUCAUCUGACUUUGCCUUUUUAGUUAAACUUUUUUCUGAGAUUUUUUUUAUUCCUCAGGAUCUGCCUAUAUAAACACAUUCUAAUUUAUCCUCCAAUCUCCACAUGCACAAGUUGGCAUAAACAAAAAUAAACCCAUCAAAGCAAACUCUAUUGACACAAAAACUGUUUGCUCAAUUUACAAUGGACUACAGACUGUCAGGGGAGCUCUCAGAAACCCAAAGGAACAAGUGUGGAGGGUGUUAUAGGCAAUUCAACAAGAAAGAACAUUUGGUGGAACACAUGAGGACGUCUUACCAUUCGGUUCAUGAACCUACAUGUGGCAUUUGCAACAAACACUGCCGAUCUUUUGAUUCCCUCCGUGAACAUCUCAUUGGGCCAUUGCCGAAACAGGAAUGUAAGAACAUUUUCAGCAUCUGCGGCUGCAGAUUCUGCCUUACGAUCCUUGAAAGCCCCAACGCUCGUAGGAUCCAUCAGGAGAGAUGCCAAUUCUCAAACGUCAAUUAUGGACUAACUGCUCGUAUGGCGGUCUUAGGCCUAAGAGAUAAUCCUACAAUUGAUUACACUUCUUCCAGGUCACCACGAGUGGUCGCACUCUCAUGCAAGAUGGUUGGAGGAGGGAGUGAUGGAUCGCUUGACCUAUGCGCGAGAGUUUGCAUAACAGAUGAGAGCGAAAACGUGAUUUUUCACACGUACGUGAAGCCAACAUUGCCCUUAACGAAUUACAGGUACGAGACUACAGGAAUACGACCUGAGAAUAUAAGGGACGCGAUGCCAUUGAAACAAGCACAGAGAAAGAUUAAGGAGUUUCUUUGUUAUGGAGAACCAAUGUGGAAGAUUCGUCCAAGAAGUGGAAAAGCGAGGAUUCUCGUGGGACAUGGACUUGAUAGCCAUCUUGACUGUCUUCAACUUGAAUAUUCUUCUUUCAUGAUAAGAGAUACUGCGGAAUACCCUCCAUUGAUGAAAACAAGCAAGCUAAGCAACUCGCUCAAGUACUUAACCCAAGCCUAUCUGGGGUAUGACAUUCAUGUGGGGAUGCAAGAUCCUUAUGAGGACUGUGUCGCGACGAUGAGGCUGUACAAAAGAAUGCGAUAUCAAAAACACAAGACGGAUGCUUAUCCGUUGGCCUCAGACACGCAUAACACAAAUAACUAUGCGUCCUGGAGACAGAGCGAGCUUGAGAGUAUGUCAGAGGAUGAGUUGCUCAACCUUUCCCGGUCAGACUAUUACUGCUGGUGCUUGGACUCAGUUCCUUGAAAAUUAAAAGUUAUCGUACGUGUUUGUACUUCAAGAAUAAGAUGACGACUGGAAUAAUUUAAUUAGUAGAUUCCAUUUUAAUAUCGAAUAAUCAUGCUUUUAAGAUAUUAAUCAAGUUGUAUUAUUGCUAUUAUAGAAUACGUUGGUUAUGAGAAGCAUAGGUUGUUGCAAUAGCAUAUGUACGUACGCUUUCUUUGGUAACUAUUAUAGAUUUAUCAUCAAAACAUAUUAACAUUUAUAAAAUAAAUAGUUUGUGGUCAGUUUAUGAAAAACAAUUAUGAACAGAUCUAUAUAAUUACCAUUUAUUUAUAAGAAAGCGUAAUUAUGAUCUCUAAAUCCAGGAGAAUAUAAAUAUCAUAGAAACACUAAAUUAGGCUCAUUUGGUCGAUAUGACUGUAUCGGAGUUCACUUUCUCAGCUGGAGCUUAGUUCACACUCCCUCAUGGAUCCCGAUACGGUAAUAUCGGAGUUCACUUUCUCAGCUGGAGCUUAGUUCGCACUCCCUCAUGGUUGAUCUUCAGGAACAUCGCCUCACCUCUGCCGUGUCGCCUCCGUAUCCCAAUCCCUUCCGAGAGCCGCUGGUACUCAAACGACACAUGCUUUGGUCUGAACCAAAACUAUUUAUGGAGCUUAAACUUGCUGAUUGUUAUAAACUUGAGCCAAUAUUCUUUUUCCGAAGCAUCAUGUCUGUUUACAGUCUGCCAUUGCGCCUCAGUGCAAAGGGUUCACCUAGCCCAAAACCGUGAUGUUGUGCUUAAAUUGCCAUUAUUUGUACAUCCAUCACAGGUCAGUAGAGUUUUCAUUAGCUCUCAUUUUGUCACUGGCGCUAUUCGGUUUCAUGGUCCAUCAUAUUUGUUCGUCAGAGUAAAAUCUAGGACUUUUAUAUUCUCCGGUUCUGUUGAGAUUCAC
Molecule: messenger RNA, 4610 nt
Organism: Brassica napus (rape)
Lineage: Eukaryota; Viridiplantae; Streptophyta; Magnoliopsida; Brassicales; Brassicaceae
Product: RNA exonuclease 4-like
Exons: 7
Coding region: 2629-3702 (357 amino acids)
Biological process (GO): rRNA processing
Cellular component (GO): nucleus
Molecular function (GO): 3'-5' exonuclease activity; nucleic acid binding
Source: RefSeq, a predicted model, not a curated record